This is a messenger RNA of Ipomoea nil (Japanese morning glory), 1536 nucleotides long. RefSeq names its product 7-deoxyloganetic acid glucosyltransferase-like. NCBI's taxonomy places the organism in Eukaryota, Viridiplantae, Streptophyta, Magnoliopsida, Solanales, Convolvulaceae. Gene Ontology annotation, molecular function: UDP-glycosyltransferase activity. The transcript is spliced from 2 exons. The record is from RefSeq and is a predicted model, not a curated record. The coding region runs from base 20 to 1087 and encodes 355 amino acids.
CCAGCAUAGUAUUUCAUUGAUGGAUUACGAAUCUGCUCCUCUCAAACCUUAUCUUCAUCGUCUUCCUCCUCAUGUAAUCAUUUUCCCUUUUCCAGUUCCAAGUCACAUCCACCCCAUGCUCAACUUUGCCCAACUCCUUUGUCAAUCCCAUCUCAGUGUCACUUUUGUCAUGACAGUCCACGCUCGGAAUGCCUUCUCAGGCUUCUCUGAUCUCAAAUCCCACUUCGCCGGCGGCAGCAUUCGCUUCGAGUAUAUUCCCGACGGGCUCCCCGACGACCACCCGCGCGGCGUGCCUGAGGUGUUCGGUUCUUUAGCGGCCACGGCGACGCCACUAGUGAAAGAGAUGGUCGUCAACCUGCAGAAGGAGGAGGAGGCUGCGCCGCCGAGGUGCGUCGUUGCCGACGGGCUAUUGACUUUCGCGGUUGGAAUGGCGGAGGAAGUUGGGCUUCCCAUUUUUCAGUUUCAUUGCGUAAGCGCUUCCGCCAACUGGACGUGCUUAUCUCUCCCUCAACUCAUUCCGGCCGGCGAGCUUCCCCUAAAAGGAAGGGACAUGGAUAUGCUAAUCACCAGCGUUAAGGGCAUGGAAGGUUUCCUUAGAUUCCGUGAUCUCCCUGCACAUUUACGACUUAUUAAUGAUAUUGACAAUGAUCCCAUUAUGCAAAACUUCCAUCAACUCGCCCAGAAUUACACCCAAGCCAAACAUCACAUUAUCAACACCUUCCAUGAGCUGGAGGGGCCGAUACUCGACCAAAUGCCGACCAUUAUGUCCAACGUUUACGCCGUCGGACCACUCCAUGAAUUCCUUGCUGCCAGUGGUGGUAGUAUUCACGCUACAAUGUCCGACGAUGAUGAUAACAGUAAAAGGUGUUUGGAUUGGCUCGAGAAUCAGCCCCCGAAGUCGGUGUUGUACGUAAGCUUUGGUAACCUAACAAUGGUGAGCAGAGAAACCCUGGUGGAGUUUUGGCAUGGGUUGGUGAACAGUGGGCAGCGCUUCUUGUGGUCUUUGAACUCGCUGUUAGUGACCGAUGGGGAGAUUCCGGCAGAAAUCUUGACCGGUUCUCGAGAAAAGACUUGCGUUGUGGAGUAGGCUCCGCAACGUGCAGUGCUAGGCCACGUUGCUGUUGCUGGAUUUUUAACUCAUUGUGGGUGGAAUUCAAUUCUGGAGAGCAUAGUUGCUGGAGUGCCGAUGAUAGGUUGGCCAGUCCACGGGGACCAGCAAGUGAAUAGUAGGUAUGUUGCGGAGGUAUGGAAGGUUGGCCUAGACAUGAAGGACACUUGCGACCGAGUCAUAAUUGAGAAGAUGGUGAGGGAGCUUAUGGAAGAGCAAAAAGAUGAAUUCCUUGAAAGGGCUCAACACUAUUCGAAGUUGGCUAAACAAAGUGUGAGACAAGGUGGUUCAUCCUACUCUAACUUGGAAUAUCUACUUGAAGAUAUAAGAAGAAUAUAAAUUUGUGCAUGUUAACUUGGUUGAGCAUUGGAGGGGAAUAUCAAGAUUGAGUUAAAGAUUGAAUGAUCUGAUCUUUGGUGUCUAUUUUA